AUAGACAUACAACGGACCAGCAUUACACGAGCAAGCAGAAGCACGCCAAGACUGAAUUCGUUGACCUGGACAAUGCGUGGGGUUUCGGCGUUUCUCUUUCAAAAACAUUAGAGAUCGCAUCAUAGUUGCUAGUUAUAGGAAUGUCGGGGGAUAACACCACGCUUCCCGACUGGGGGCAGCUCGUAAGUGACGCGGCAAGCGGUGGCGGGAGGCCCUUUGACAACGUUCACCCGUUCCUGGACGCUGUCGAAGAGUUGUUGUCAACACCGCAAUUCCACUUCAAGACCGUGCAGCAGUCCCUCAACGCAUCAUUCUUCAAGACCAUUCCCGCUGCUCGCUCUCUCGAUUUCCUAAUCUCGUGCCUCGAAGAGCUCAUCACCAAUGCACCGGCAGGCCCAGCAACAGCGGCUGAGCAAACCGACACGGAGACGCCUGCUGGGGACGAGGCCGUCGCUCCUGGCACCUCAGCCGAGGCCGCCGAGGCCGUUGCGGCAGCAGGCAGCGGUGCUGCCGACAGUACUGACGCGGAUGCAGCUGCACCUGCGGCGGCCUCAGCGACAUCAGAGGCCGUUGCGGAAUACGCAGCCGCGGAGGCCGCACAGACUCAAACCGCCAAGCGGCAGAAGGAGCAGCAGCAACAGCAACAACAACAGAACGCGCGCAGCGGCACUUUGUCCCACCUGCUUCUAGAUCUCAUACACCAACACACGCGUGCCCGCGCCGCCGCCGCGGCGGCGGCGGCCGCCACAGCCGCCAGCGCAACACCGCCGGCGCCGCCAGCCGCCGGCGCCCCGCCGCCAGCGCCCACCACCUCCGCCUCCGUAUUCGAUAUGGUCCUCGCUUCCGCGGCGGAGACGGACGCAGUGACGGAGCUGCGGGCGGCGGCGGCUGUGGUGCGGGCGGCACGGGUGCAGGCGCUGUUUGCGGCGGCGUACAGUCAGCCCCGACACGCGCGCGUAGCGCUCAAGAUUGCGCAGGCGUUCGGCAUCACCAGCUCGGACCUGCCGCCCGGCGGUCCUCAGGCGCUGGCGGCCGCCGUGUCGCGCCUGCUGCUGGACCGCGUGACGCUCACGCCGGGACUGGGCCUGGUGGCGGCCUUCCCCGAGCUCAGCGACCUGGUGGACAGGCCGGCGCUGCUGCGGCUGCUGGUGGCGGAGGGCAAGGAGGCGGCGGCGGAGAAGUGGGCGGCGGGGCUGGCGAGGCAGGACCAGAUCUUGUACGUCCAGAUCUGCAUUGACGCCGACCGCCUCAAGUCCGCGGCCCGAGCCACACGCCUGUUCAGUCUGCGCCAGGAGUUUCCUGACAUUGAGGCCCGCUACCGGCGCUCCUCGCUCGCACGCCUGGCCUCCAAGCGGGUGUGGGGCGUGGCGGCGGCCUUUGUGGGCACUGACGCCGAGCUGCAGACGGAGCUGCUGAGGGCGAUGGUGGAGGCGGGCGAGGGCGGUCUGGCGGAGGAGUACCGCAAGCGCUUCGGCCUGCCGCCCGCCCUCAUGGCGGCGCUCAUUGACCCGGAGGCGCUGGCGGCGCAGGAGGCGGCGCGGGCGGCCAAGUACCUGCCUCUGGCUCUGCCGUCGGACCGGGUCAUCUGGGCGGACGGGCCAGAGGGUCUGGCGGCGGCGGCGGAGGCGCUGGCGGGCGCGCAGGUGCUGGGCCUUGAUGUGGAGUGGAAGGCCUCGGGUCGCGAGCUGGAGGCCGCAGACGAGGCGGAGGCCGACACCGGUGUCGCGGAGGGCGAAACCACCGAGGGCGAAACCACCGAGGGCGAAACCACGGAAGGGGAGACCACCGGCGCGGAAGGCGAGGCUGGCGGCAAGCGCAAGGCGAGCGCGCGCGCCGCCGCCGCCGCCAGCGGUCCGGGCGGGCUUGCGGCUCUGCUUGGCAGCGGGGGAGGCGGCGGGGGAGGCGGCGGCGGCUCGCCUGCGGCGCUGCUGCAGGUUGCUACUGCCGAUUGGGCGGUCUUGUUCGACCUGAUCGCGCUGUGCGGGCCCGGCAGUAGCAGCAGCGCCGCCGCCGCUCCGGGAGGCGAGCAGGAGGCGGCUGCAGCCGAUGCUACUGCCGCCACAACUCCUUUGGACGCGGUGCUACUGCCGCUGUUCUCGCGGACGCCGGCGGAGGGCGGCUGCUUGGUGCUGGGGUUCGGCCUGUCGGGUGACCUGGCCAAGCUGAGCGGCUCCUACCCAGCCGUGGCCGCCUUCCGCCGCGUGGCCGCCACGCUGGACGUGUGGGAGCUGUGGCGGGCGCACCUCAUCGCGCAGGCACAGGCGGCCCGGCCCAAGGGCGCGCCGCCCGUGCAGCUGCCAGCGCGGGCCUUCCAGGCGGGGCUCUCCACGCUGGCGGCGGGGCUGCUGGGCAAGCCGCUGGACAAGACCAUGCAGGUGUCGGACUGGGAGGCCCGGCCUCUGAGCGCCCGCCAGAUGACGUACGCGGCGCAGGACGCACACGUGCUCGUACGCCUGUACGGCGAGCUGCGGAACCGCCUGCCGGCGGGCGUGGCGGACCAGGUCGAGGCGGUUAAAACCGUGUCGUACACGGCGGGCGCAUCGCCGUCGCCGGUCGGCCCGAGGAGCAACGGCGGCACUCCGCAGAAGCGCAAGGCAAGCGUGGCGGCGCCGGCGGCGGCGACGACGGAGGGCGAGGAGCAGCUGCGGGCGGCGCCGCCAGCGGAGGCGCCGGCGGGAGCGGCGGUACCGGCGGCGGCGGCGGCGGCGGCGGGCGGGGGCAGCUGCCAGCCGCGCAGCCCGAGCCGGCCGCGUGAGGAUGGGGAGGGAGGGGAUGGUGGCGGAGGUGCAGGUGGUGGUGGGGGGGGAGGUGGCGGAAGUGGCGGAGCAAGCAGCCAAGGAGCCGAUGCCGGCGGGGUUUCGACAUCCGGUGUAGGAGGGGGCAUAGCUGGCGGCGGCGGUGGAGGAGGAGGCGGCGGCGGCGGUGGAGGCGGCGGCGGUGGCGGGGGGCGAUCCGCUGCCAGCGUUUUAGCGCUGCCUACGUCGGGAGGGACUAUCAAGGCCCUCAGUCGGGCAUACGGAGACACGCUGCCUCUAGCCACCUCCAUGGCUGCCUCGGCUCUCGCGGCGCCGCCGCAGCCGCUGUCGCCGCAGGCCGCCGCAGGCUGUAGCAGCUGUGGCACUGGCGCCGCCGAGGCGGCGGGCGGGGCGGGGGGCGCGGGGGGGCAGCAGCUGCCGCCCGGGGUGGCGGCGGCGCUGGCGCGGCACGGGCUGGGCGGCGCGGUGUGGUGGCUGCAGCCAGCGGGGCUACCGGUUCCGGCAGUAGCAGCAGUGGCAGUAGCAGCAAUGGCAGUAGCACCUGCUGCACCCGCUGCAGGUGCCGCCGACACUGCAACCGCAACCGCCUCGCCCACUCAGCCGCCGCAACCGCAACUGCCGCAACCGCCAUGCCCACCCAGCUCAACCGCACCCACACCUGCAGUAGCAGUAGCACCAACCGCAGUAGCACCGCUGCCGCCAACCGCCACCGCAGCCGAGGCGGCGGCGGCGGUUGGCGUGCCGACGUGUCGCAUCGCGAAGAGCAUUGCCGUACUGGCGGCUGGGAAACCCUGGCUGGCGGCUGUGCGAGGGGACCGACGGCUCGACUGGCACAAGGCAGGAGGGGGCUCCGGCUUAGGCCCCGGGGGCGUGUGCUGUAGCAGUGGGGGCGGCAGUAGCGCCACUGCGGGGCCUGCGGCAGUAGCAGUAGCAGGGAAGAGCUGGGGGCGGUGUGCCGUCGCGGUGCCAGCGGGGCCUGGCGGGGAGGGCAGGUCUGCCAGGGCCGGCGGCGGCGCUGUUGCCCAGGCCGGUCCGGGGAGCAGCCGCCGCCGCCGCCACUUCUGCCGCCGCCGCCGCCACUGCCACCGCAAGGUGGCUGCUGCGGUAGGCGUGGCGCGGCGGGCGCUGCGAGUGGCCACGCCGGGCGAGUGCGUGUCGGCGUACGGCUACGUGCCAGGCACGCUGCCGCCGUUCGGCCACCCCUCGCCCGUGCCGGUGCUGGUGGAUGAGGGGCUGAGCUGGGCCGCCGAGGCGCAGGCGGAGGGGGAGGCGCAGGCGCAGGCGGUGGUGGAGGCGGAGGAGCCGGAGCCGAAGCAGCAGGCCCUGACAGGUACGGCCGCCGCGGUGGCUGCCGCCGCCCUCCCUCCUGGCAACACGAAUAGCGCUCCGCUGCCGCCGCCACCUCCGCCUCCAUCGUGCGCCUCCUCCUCCUCCUCCUCAGCCGCCAUAGCGCCCAUCCCGGCCUCAUCCGCAUCCGCCUCCAACCCCUCCUCCAGCCCCCCCUCCUACCCAGCCCCCUCCCCUCCUGCCGCCCACGGCCCCGCCCGCCCGGGGCUGCUGUUCUGCGGCAGCGGCGUCUCCUCCGCCGUCCUGGGCCUCACCUUCCCACAGCUGCUGCAGCUGACAGGCGGCCGCUCAGCCGACAUCGUGGCUGACGACGGCGGCGGCAACGGCGGCGGCGGCAGCGCGCCCGCCUCCGGCGGCCCCUCCGCCUCGCCCUCGCCCGCCGCCUCCUACCCCAACCUCCUCACCGCUGGCGCUCCUGCUACUGCCGGUGCCGGCGACGCGGCUGCUACAGCCGCCGCGGCUGCGGCAGUGGCUACUGCCGGGCCGCCCAGCCGCUUCCUGCUGGACUCCAUGCUAGGGCGGCUGUGCAGGUGGCUGCGCUGCCUGGGGCUGGACGCCGAGUACGUGGGCCGCACCUCGCCCGGCAAACAGGAGCUGGCGCGGCUGACCGCGCGCGCCGCCUCCGAGGGCCGCGUGUUCCUGACCCGCGACCAGCGCCUGGCAGAGCGGCGUGACGUGGCGGCGCCGCACGUGCUGGGCAGCGACGACCCGCAGCAGCAGCUGGACGAGCUGGCGCAGCACUUUGGGGUCAGGUUCGACGAGGCCCUGGUCAUGUCGCGCUGUAACGCCUGCAACGCCGCCGCCUUCCAGCUGGUCUGCCCCAAGGAGGCGGCCAGGGAGCUGGUGCCGCCGCGGGUGUACGACCUGGUGGACGAGUUCUGGCGCUGCGGCUGCUGCGGCAAGGUGUUCUGGAUGGGCCCCAAGUCCGCCUCCGCCAUAGCGCUGGUGGAGGGAAUGCUGGCGCGCGCGCGGCAGCCCGGAGAGCCGCUGGCGCACUCCUUCUUCAAUGACGGGUACCUGGCGACAGAUGUAGCGGCUGGGGAUGGGGAGGAAGGGGAGGGAGGUGAGGCGGGAGAGGGGGAAAAGCAGGGGGAGGGGGAGGGGGGGCAGGCCGAGGGGGAGGCGGAGAGGGAGGCGAGGGAGCGUGUGGCAGCAGGAGCGACGGCGGCAGCGGCAGUACGGGAGGAAGCGGAAGAGGGGGGUGCGGCUGCUGCGGCGCCCGAUGCGCUGCCAGUGGGCUCGUAAGGCAGUAGGUUGUUGUGGCCGGCUAGGUGUGGUGGGCUUGUAGCGCCAGAGGCAGGAGCGCGCGGCAUCGUGAUGGUGACAGGGACGUGCGUGGUGAAUGGUGAGGUGCGUGGUGAUGGCAGGCGCAGGCACUGCAGAUAUUCUUUCAUGGUUGCCUCCGCUGGUGAGCGCCUUGUAGGAGCGUAUGAGACGAGCGAGACUGGAUGGGCAUUGCCCACCCCUGAUGAAGUUUAGCGGGCGCCCGCAUGGCAUGCGUGCUGUGCGCCGUAACUCACCGAACUCGGCUCCGGACUUUGAUAGCGACGCA
Messenger RNA from Chlamydomonas reinhardtii, 5655 nucleotides. RefSeq lists its product as uncharacterized. The coding region runs from base 141 to 5348 and encodes 1735 amino acids. The transcript has 19 exons. NCBI's taxonomy places the organism in Eukaryota, Viridiplantae, Chlorophyta, Chlorophyceae, Chlamydomonadales, Chlamydomonadaceae. Gene Ontology annotation, biological process: nucleobase-containing compound metabolic process. Gene Ontology annotation, molecular function: aminoacyl-tRNA deacylase activity; nucleic acid binding; 3'-5' exonuclease activity. The record is from RefSeq and is a predicted model, not a curated record.